CUUCAUUACAUAAAUGUUGGGAUAUCCCUGACGAAUUAGGUUGCAUAGCAAGUUUUUUAGAUCCUAGAUUUAAAUUUUUAAAUUUUUUAUCACCUCUUCAAAAAGAAAAUACAAAACAAAAUUUAAAAACCCGAAUUGA
This is a messenger RNA of Racocetra fulgida, 139 nucleotides long. NCBI's taxonomy places the organism in Eukaryota, Fungi, Glomeromycota, Glomeromycetes, Diversisporales, Gigasporaceae. The record is from the annotation of a GenBank genome assembly.